This is a messenger RNA of Rosa rugosa (rugosa rose), 1998 nucleotides long. Its product is annotated as hydroxymethylglutaryl-CoA lyase, mitochondrial-like. The record is from RefSeq and is a predicted model, not a curated record. The coding region runs from base 597 to 1616 and encodes 339 amino acids. Lineage: Eukaryota; Viridiplantae; Streptophyta; Magnoliopsida; Rosales; Rosaceae. Gene Ontology annotation, biological process: ketone body biosynthetic process; L-leucine catabolic process. The transcript has 7 exons. Gene Ontology annotation, molecular function: hydroxymethylglutaryl-CoA lyase activity.
CAAAUAAAUCGGAAGACUUUUCUUCCUCUCUUUUCCUUGACAGCCGUUCUCUCUCUCCUUCUCCGUUCUUUUCCCUGAAUGCGACCCAUUGUUCUGGUUUUGUUUCACUCGUACAAAAUACAAACCUGUCAAAUGGCUCAUCAUCCUUUAAAAUCAUGGUCUUUGUAGCCAAGUCAGGGCUUUUGCCAUUAUUCUUCUUUAUAUUGGAUGUUUUCAGUCAAUCAUGGUUUGCAAUUUGAGUAGCUGUAGAACAAAUUCAUAGGGGGGUUGAGACAUGAGAGCAGGAACCCAUAUCAGGAAACAGAGAUUGUGAUGGAAUUGAACCAUAACGAAAUUUUCAUUCCAUUAGAAAGAUGGCAAAAAGGGAAGAAAACAAAAGACAGAAUAAGAAGCAGGCAGGAUAUGGGUGGGGAAAUGAAAUGAAAUGAAAGGGAGCCAUACAGGUGUCAUUUGGUCAUUAAAUGAGCCAUACCAGGUAGGUGCGGCGGAGGUUAGGAGAGCGAGAAGUCACCUAUCCAACCAUAUACGCUACCCAAUUUGUUUGUCUGUAAAUUCAAAAGAUUCAAUGCAAUGUUAAGCACAGGGUAUCAAGACAUAUGAGGAGGAAUGUGUGUUACAGGAAUGGAGCAGUUGCAGGGGCCCUUGACCCUUCCUCUUUGUCAACUCAUCAUAUAAGCUCUUCAAGCAAUAAGCCGGCAUUAGGAAACAUUCCAGAGUUUGUCAAGAUAGUAGAAGUUGGUCCCAGGGAUGGACUGCAGAAUGAGAAGCAGAUUAUUCCUACUGAUGUAAAGGUUAGGCUCAUAGAAAUGCUUGUUUCGUCCGGACUCACUGUUGUUGAGGCUACAAGUUUUGUCUCGCCCAAAUGGAUUCCACAGCUGGCAGAUGCAAAGGAUGUAAUGGAAGCGAUUCAGAAUAUGGGAGGUGCUAAAUUUCCUGUUUUAACUCCUAAUCUCAAAGGUUUUGAGGCGGCUGUUGCUGCUGGUGCAAAGGAAGUUGCCAUCUUUGCCUCAGCUUCUGAGUCUUUCUCAAAAUCAAAUAUAAAUUGCAGUAUUGAAGACAGUCUCAGACGUUACCGUGAUGUUGCUGUUGCUGCAAAAAAGCUUUCUAUUCCUGUUCGAGGAUAUAUAUCAUGUGUUGUGGGGUGUCCAAUAGAAGGAGCUGUAGCCCCAUCUCAAGUAGCAUAUGUGGCCAAAGAACUUCUUGAUAUGGGUUGCUUUGACAUUUCUCUUGGCGAUACAAUUGGUGUUGGUACUCCAGGUAUCGUCGUUCCAAUGCUUGAAGAGGUUAUUGAUGUGGUCCCCACUGAGAAGCUUGCUGUCCAUUUCCACGACACUUAUGGCCAAGCUCUUUCAAAUAUACUAGUAUCUCUUCAGAUGGGCAUCAGCACAGUGGAUUCAUCAGUCUCUGGUCUUGGGGGUUGUCCAUAUGCUAAAGGUGCUUCUGGCAAUGUUGCCACCGAGGAUGUUGUGUACAUGCUUAAUGGACUUGGAGUGAAGACCAACAUAGAUCUUCAAAAGCUCAUGUUGGCUGGGGACUUUAUCUGCAAGCACUUGGGGCGCUCAUCUGGUUCAAAGACAGCGGUUGCCCUGACUAAAGCUCACAGCUCAUGCCUUUAAGCUAUAAGGUUCCCACAGUAUCUGUUAGCUCCCUGUAUUCGUUAUGCAAGUAUGAGUAGAGCUCCAAUUUGUUGGAAAUGACGAGCUAAUUGGUGGGCCAAAUAACUCUCAGGUGCACUGGCUGAAAUCCAGUGGGGUGAUAAAGUUUAAGGUGUUCUGGUAAUGGGCGACGUCAAAUGUACAUUGGUACAGAGAGAGUUGAUUCUGUAAGAUUGAACGCAAAUCCACAGACCAUCAAUUGUCGAAACACAAAUAGGAAAGAGUCUCACUCCUACUGUCCUUAAAACGAGGAACUAAGAACCACUUUGCUAAAAGCCACCUGUUGUUAAACAGGACUCGGGUCGUCUAUCUGCUUAAAAUAAAUUUCAUUUAGUUAAUUUAA